This is a messenger RNA of Rhipicephalus sanguineus (brown dog tick), 2417 nucleotides long. Its product is annotated as TNF receptor-associated factor 5. The record is from RefSeq and is a predicted model, not a curated record. The transcript has 10 exons. The coding region runs from base 317 to 1237 and encodes 306 amino acids. Gene Ontology annotation, molecular function: protein binding. Gene Ontology annotation, cellular component: plasma membrane signaling receptor complex. NCBI's taxonomy places the organism in Eukaryota, Metazoa, Arthropoda, Arachnida, Ixodida, Ixodidae. Gene Ontology annotation, biological process: positive regulation of JNK cascade; regulation of canonical NF-kappaB signal transduction.
GGGCAGCUUCCGGCGGGAGCUUUUCGCAACAUCAAUAGAAAAAAUAAGCCACUGGCCGGCGGCAUUCGCUCCACUCAUCAGGGCUGACUGGAUAUGGUUCUUGCCAACAAUUGCACAUCCCUUGACAAACUUUCUAUUCAGAUCUAUAGCAAUGGACGUACCUAUAUGACCACCCUCUUGCUUUGAGAGCCCACCUGUUUUGUUUCGACGCUUGGACGAUCUCGAAUGAUGUGACUUUCAAUCCGAGGCGGAAGCGAUCCUUGGAUGCGAAGGUCUCUUUGCUCGGAGCUACUCGUAGUAAAAUUGCUAGCCAACCAUGUCUCUAAGUGGGCCUCAAGUCGACAUGGACGACAGCUCAUCCGGAAACAAUCCUUCCGUCGAGGUCAUACACCGGCCACAUUGUUCACCGGGAAAGAGAACAUGUAGACUUUCUGUACUGGGCUGCACGUACGAGGGCACGCAGCAUGAUCUCGAGGGCCACGAAACGUUGGAAAGCCACAUGAACUUCAUCCUCACUUACACCGAGAAGGCCAAUGGCUCCAUGGAGACUCUCCGGCAAGCGCUCACCGAAAGCACGCAGCAAAACCUGGAAUUGCAGAGCAGCUUGAAUGCCAUAAAGGAGCAGAUGACAAAUAUGCUCAGAGAGCAACACAUUCUUCAAGAACAAGUCCGCCUACUCGCGUCACGGGUUCACGAUAGUCAGCUAGAGUGUCGAAGGAGCUCGGAAAACAUGGACGUUCGGCUGGAGGAGAUGCUGUCGCGGUCCUGGUCGCAAGGCAAAUUCGUGUGGUACAUCAAGCCCUAUAGUGUCCUGCGGAGGCAGCAGGAAAACGGCGAGAUUGCACGCGUUGUCAGCGCGCCCUUCUAUACGGCCGCCCCAGGCUACAAGCUGCGCCUGAUGGCCGACCUGAACGGCUACGGCGAAGGCCGCGGAAGCCACCUGUCUCUCUUCCUGCAGGUAAUGCAAGGAAAGUUUGACUGCGUGCUCGACUGGCCAUGCAAGUACGAGCACGUGCUUCGCGUGGUGGAUCAGACGGGUCGCGGCCUGCACGUGGACCGGCAGCAGUCGUUCCGCAGCAUCCCCUCCAGGAGCAAGCAUCUGAUGGGGCGGCCCGUCACCGAGUGCAACGUGCCCAUUGGCUUCCACACCAUGGCGCCACUAUCCGAGCUGCACAACGAGCGCUCCGGUUUCCUCCGCAACGACACUCUCGUCAUCGUCUACCGCUGCAGGAUAUGACUGCUGCCCCCCAGCGCCACAACGCCGGCGCAUUUCACCGCACUUCGUCGAAGACGCUCUGCAAGCAGGGCAUUCCCCCGUGUCCUCUGGUGACACAAAGGACCGCUUAUCUAAUGGACGAUAAUCCUCGCAAGGAACCAGACGCUUGCAAGUUGUCCGCGAAACGUGUCACUCCCGUCAGAUGUGCUGAUUCCCUUCGAAAUGAUUGCGGGCGUAUGCAUUAGAGACUUAAGGUUCACAAGGAGGCACCUCGCCUGUUACAGUGCUACUGUUGCAAAGGCCAACCAACACUCUCGUCUGCCUUGUCCUUCCUUACGUAGUCCUUGCUUCUUCUGCAUUUGUGGCUACAUAUUACAGCGGUGCGAUGCGAAAAGUGCUGUCCUGUUGUUGAAGCGAGUAGCUCGCACUGUAGGCAUAAAUUAAAACGCGAACAAAUUGUAAUUAUUUGAAGCGAGUACAGGUGUUCGCUCGUGCAUGUUAUAUUAGCGACGUUGAUGCUGUGAUAUCGAGCUUGGAAGCGGCGGUCGGUGUGUAGUCAGAUUAUAAGUUAAACCCCUUCACCAGAGUGGUUCCUUUAGCCGGUAUGAAUUGAAGCUAGCUAUGCUCGUGUUCGCUCUUCAACAACAAUUAUUUUGACGGUGGUGGUACCGUUAAUUUUAACGAUACGCUGAAUUUUCAAAAAAUCGCGCUGUCAAAAUGCAUUUCACGCUGUGUUUUAAUUCAUGCCGGCGAUGUACUGUAGCAUGUAACUAAGAAUAGAAAGAAAGCACAGACUAUAACGUUGCCAGUCAUAAACUUUCGCAAAUUUAUUACUACAUGCCAGGCGUUGUACGGUCGUCAUCCAAGAGUCCUGUGAAUGCCGACACCUCCAACCACCGUUUCUCACAAGAACAUAUCAGCGUAGUACUCAGGUGUAGGUAUUGCGCUGCGGCUCAAAUCAUAAUCGGACACAUUAAGGGUAGAGUACCGGGUGAGAGAUCCACAAAGCUUCUAGGGCCGAAUUCAAAUGUUUUUUUUUUCUGUUUUUCGUGUGCUGUUUGCUUCUGGCCGUUCUAUUUCGAUAAUGAUGUCCUGCAAGAAGUCGUGUGCGUGGUUAUAUCGUGCAUGUUAAUCAUGUAUGCCCGCGUCCUGCAGGGACCACAUUGUGGUCUGCAGUAUGUACUAAAUAAAUUUAAGAAAG